Molecule: messenger RNA, 426 nt
Organism: Aspergillus niger
Lineage: Eukaryota; Fungi; Ascomycota; Eurotiomycetes; Eurotiales; Aspergillaceae
Exons: 2
Coding region: 1-426 (141 amino acids)
Source: RefSeq, a predicted model, not a curated record
AUGAAGCAACUCCUUCUCUUCCUAGGCUUUCUAGCCUUAUUCACCCUCUCAUCAGCAGUAAGUGUAGCAUUCAACUGCGACAACUCUCAUGUUGGCAACGUAUGCCUAAAUAUGGGCUUCGGUACCCCGAAUUGCACAAAUGUUGAGUAUACCAAGAGGGGGCCUGCGAGGUGGGAUAUUGAGGUUGAGGGAAGAGGAGGAUUUCAUAAUCUGGAUAGUGGGAUGGAGAUUGGGGAGGUGGUUUAUCGGACCGGGCUUGGGAAUGGCACGGUGUUUGAUGAUGGUGGUAGUGGUGAUAGUGAGGGUGAGGGUGGGGACAGGGACGGGGACGGGGACGCAUUUGAGGAUGUUAUUCAGGUGGAGGAGGACAGGGUUGUGGGAGUGGCUGAAGGGUGGGAAGGGGGUGAGGGUGUAUUCCUGGAUUGA